Molecule: messenger RNA, 683 nt
Organism: Bombus pyrosoma
Lineage: Eukaryota; Metazoa; Arthropoda; Insecta; Hymenoptera; Apidae
Exons: 3
Coding region: 267-674 (135 amino acids)
Source: RefSeq, a predicted model, not a curated record
UACAUCUGUCUCCUUCCUUCCACCUUUUCUCUCCUUUCUCUUCCCUUUCUUUUCUCCCCUCUUCAAUUCCACUCCUCCUCUCGUUCCAUCCUCUCGUUCACUCUAGAAGACUGUCUUUGGCUAUACGUAUUCUUCUCUGCUCCUCGUUCGAUCGAGUCGAGGGAACAGGAGAGAAAGAGAGGGAGAGAGGAGCGAGUCUGGCAUGCCGCCUCGGAAGAACGAGAAAUGCAAUAAGAAGAGGACAACCGCCGUGCUGCCGCCAUGCCAUGCCGUUGCGAUCGAGUAAAGAGGAAGGAGUGCCGUAUCGGGGACUACGGUGCGCGGGAGGAACGUUCUUAUCCAUGAAAAAAUUGUAUGGUUCGUUAUCAAAAUGUACGUUUGAUAAAACUGCGACGGAAAUUAAAAUUGACAAUUUGCUAUUUUCGUAUUGUGGUAUGGAGCGUAUAUGUAUUACGGAGAAGGAGGGAGAAAAAAAUGGCAAAAAGAAAAAGAGGUGGUGCAGGCAUCCUGGUUCGUCGACCAGACAUUUGAUACAGAAGAAAAAUGAUCGGUCAUUAAUGUGUACUUCUUUCUCUUGUAUCGAAAACAGCAUAAAACGACCAGUGAUUAAUAUCAAUUACAAAAAUUCAGUACAACGAAAUUCUCCUAUGAAAUUAAAAUUCAAAGAGGAAUAAAUGUUUCGA